UAUUUUUUUCCUCUUGUACUUUUUUGGCACUGCUUGCCUCCGUACUCAGAUUUAGUUCAUCUAUUCAACACUAUAGUUACCUUUUCUUGUAAACUUUGCUCCCUGCAAUUAUAUCAUUCUUGCCUUUCUUAUCCCCAAUCCUGACUUCAGUUAUUUACUCUCUGUCCCAGGCCAUCAAAUGUUGCAGCAAAAAGUUUCAAUAGCACACUGUUUGAAGCUGCUGCAAAUUAUGCCUAUUAACUACCCCCCAGCAAGCUGAUCAGAAGCCUUUUUAUUUUCCUUCUGUUGUUAUCUUGUGUGUUUCACUCUCCUCAAAUCCUCAAAUUGAGCAUGACUUUCUGAAUUGGUCUCAUUGAGGAGAAAAGCAAAAUGUUCUGUUUCAUAAAGGUUCAGGGCAUGUUCUUUGGAAUUAGGUCAUCCUGGCUUUGUUUCUUAGAUCUGCCUUUUCCAGUCUUUGUGGCCUGGGGAGUUAUCUAACGCCUUAAGCCUCGUUUCUCUUAUUGUAAAUAAGAGUACUUGGCUUAUAAGUCUGUUGGGAAGACUAAGUGACAUGAAGCAUGUAAAGUGUUUUGAACAGCACUUGGCAAGUAGGUGGUGAUCUAUAAUAUUUGCUGUUUUCAUUGUCAUUUUCAUAUAAUCGUUGUUGUUGUAAUCGCUGUUGAAGUAUCAGCUGGUUGUAUCCAGCUGAUACUUCAAACUGAAUGUGGAAUUAAAGAUUUUUCUGGAUUUUUUUUCACCAUUCUAUUCACUAAGUUAAUGGUUCCUACACCUUUGUGAUCAUGUAAUCUGUACUUUUGAUAACCAAACCCUAAAACAUAAAAUGUAUACAUAUAUUCCUACUUAAAUAUUUCUGUCACCAAAUUGCAAAACAUACACAAAAAUAAACAUUAAGAAGAUGGGAAAGAUAAAAACAGUAUUUUUAAAUGUCUUAUAAAUCCUCAUGCCUUCAUUUCAUCAUUCAUUAGUAUCUCAAAACCUAGAGAUUCAAAGACUCUUAGGGCACUGUUCAGAGCUAAUGAAAUGGAUGUAAAUUCACACUUCAAGUCUUCUUGAGGUUUUCAAAUAUUUUUGUCUGACUUGCUAUUAUACUUGAUUAGCUAGCUAUUGUUUUUAAUCUUGUAAAACAGCUAAAGAGGUGCUUGUAUUAAAAGUAGAAGUUUCACUUCUGUCCUUUAAUUGUUUUUAUUUAUGAUUAUAUUUCUAGUAAUUCCUUUCAUCUACAUAUAUCUUAUGGAAGAAACUUAAUCCAGUAGUCCAUUUUGUAAAGUUUACUUUAAUUGCAACUAGAUUAAAAAAUGUACAAAUCUAUUUGUGCAAUGAUGCAACUGUAAUACAUCGCUAUACAUUGAAAAUGGACAAGUAACAAUAAAAUGCUACUGCUGGCAAAUCUAAUGCAUUAUAAAACUAUCUACUUCUUAAUAACACCUCAAAUGCUAAGUAUAUCACAUAACAAUGUGAAGACAUUGGUGUUAACUCAUAUACUCAUAUUAGCAAAGCUUAGUUUCUCUUUUGGUUUUAUGCAAAAAGUUAUGGUAAAUAGAAGUUCCACUAUUAGUUCCCUUAUCUCAUCUGAUCAUCUUGUGAUAGAGUAUGAAUAUACUGCUUUGGAGAUCUCUGCUCCACAAUAUUGCCAGCUUAAUUUUCUUGUGAAUAAAUUUGAUAAUACUUUCCCCCUGCUAGAAAUGUUUAAUGGCUUUUCAUCAUCUAGUGAAUAAAAUCCAAGUUCUUUAGUCUCUUAAUGAAGGGCUUGCUUGAUUUGGCUCUAGCCUGCCUUUCCAGUCUUAUCCAAUGCUCACUCUCAUUUGCUCUGUGUUCUGGCCAAACUAGACUGUAUCCUCCUCAAACAAGCCUUUUUCUGCCCUUUCUGUCAUAAGUCAGGCUUUCUAGGGGGAAAACAAACUUUGAGAUGAAGGUUUGCCUGCAAUGAGUUUAUUGAGAUGCACCGUUUGGAACCACAGCCUCAAAGGAGUGAAAGAAUCUCCAACAUCUCUUCCCUCUGCCCAUUUCCCUGGGGAGCUGUGGGGCUGUAGUGGCCCCUGUGAGCUGUUCUGCAUUGAGGCAAGGAGCCCAGGCCUUUGUACAAUGGCAUGGACCAGUCAUGGAAUGUGAGCUGCCCCCAGGGAGGGUGAGCUCCACAGUGUCCACUAUACGUUCUUUCCGCUGUCCUUAGAAUGUGCCUUCUGUCUGGGAUCCUUUCUGUGAUCGUCAAUGUUUGUCCUCAUCAUAUUCAUUCUUUUAAGCCCAUCUCAAGUUCCUCUUGAUUUAUGAACUUUUUUCUAAUCCAGUAGCUGGAGAUGGACUCAACUCUUCUUUUGAAUCUCUAGCACCUGUUAGUGGGGUGGCUGUAGGCACUUAACACUUCAGAACCUCAAUUUUUCUUUUGUAAAAUAGGGAAAAUAGAAUCUACUAAGAUGAGUUGUUUUAAGGGUUUAAGAUUAUCUAUAAUGUAUGUGAGCUAUGUAUAUAUAUGCCCACAUAUAUACGUAUUUCCCUAGGAGUAAUGGAUCUGUGAUCCCUCAUUUAGUGUUCAUGGUGACUUUACAAAAACAGAACUACCAUGAACAACAAGGAUCUACUGUGUAUUAUACAGCAUUGGCUAAGGGUCACCAUCAAGCUCCAGGCAGCUCUAGUGGACAUAGACCCACAGCUAACUGGAUUUGAUUUAUAAGAAGGAAAUCUACAGUCAAUGCCUACUCUUGCCACGUUGCUACUUUGGAAAAGAGAAUGGUCAAUAGGAUAUGGUCUAAUAAAUGGUGAUAAUUGAAGAUGCUUCUUCAAUACUUGUGAAGUCAAUGGGAAAUACUUGCUGCAUGAAGAUCUUUCUGAGCUUUUCUUGACAAGCUCACCUGUAAGAAAACAGAGCCAUACUACCAUUAUACGGUCUUUCUCAAGCGGAUAUAAAUACAUUUGCCUCACUGUAACCAGACAACUAGACAACUAAUGUGGGACCAUGGCACUGCCAAGAUACAUGUGGCCAAAUUAUGUUUGGAGAGCAGUGAUGGCAUGCUUGGUACACAGGGGAUUGGGUACCUCGUUGACUGUCUACAUGUUGGGAUGUUUGCUUCAGGCUGGCCAUGUGCUAUCACAAAAAUUGGAUGAUGUGGACCCAUUGGUAACUACCAACUUCGGCAAGAUAAGAGGAAUUAAGAAGGAACUCAAUAAUGAAAUUUUGGGGCCUGUUAUUCAGUUUCUUGGGGUUCCAUAUGCAGCCCCACCAACAGGAGAACAUCGAUUUCAGCCUCCAGAGCCACCAUCUCCCUGGUCAGAUAUCAGGAAUGCCACUCAAUUUGCUCCUGUGUGUCCCCAGAAUAUCAUUGAUGGCAGAUUGCCAGAAGUCAUGCUUCCCGUGUGGUUUACUAAUAACCUGGAUGUGGUUUCAUCAUAUGUACAAGACCAGAGUGAAGACUGCCUAUAUUUAAACAUAUAUGUCCCAACCGAGGAUGUAAAAAGAAUAUCCAAGGAAUGUGCCAGAAAACCCGGCAAGAAAAUAUGUAGAAAAGGAGGUCCCCUUACAAAGAAACAGACAGAUGAUUUAGGUGAUAAUGACGGUGCUGAAGAUGAAGAUAUUCGGGACAGUGGGGGUCCCAAACCAGUGAUGGUGUAUAUCCAUGGUGGCUCAUAUAUGGAAGGUACUGGAAAUUUAUAUGAUGGGAGUGUCUUGGCAAGUUAUGGCAAUGUGAUCGUCAUCACAGUCAACUAUCGCCUUGGGGUACUUGGUUUCUUGAGUACAGGGGAUCAGGCUGCAAAAGGGAACUAUGGACUCCUUGAUCUCAUACAGGCUUUGAGAUGGACUAGUGAAAACAUUGGAUUCUUUGGUGGUGACCCCUUAAGAAUCACUGUGUUUGGAUCUGGUGCUGGGGGUUCAUGUGUCAAUCUACUGACUUUAUCCCAUUAUUCUGAAGGUAACCGUUGGAGCAAUUCAACCAAAGGACUUUUUCAACGAGCAAUAGCUCAAAGUGGAACAGCCCUUUCCAGCUGGGCUGUUAGUUUCCAACCUGCAAAAUAUGCUAGAAUGUUGGCCACAAAAGUUGGUUGCAAUGUUUCAGAUACAGUAGAGUUAGUGGAAUGCCUACAGAAGAAGCCUUACAAAGAACUUGUUGAUCAAGAUAUUCAACCAGCCCGAUACCACAUAGCCUUUGGACCUGUGAUUGAUGGUGAUGUAAUACCAGAUGACCCUCAGAUAUUGAUGGAACAAGGAGAGUUUCUCAAUUAUGAUAUAAUGUUAGGAGUGAACCAAGGGGAAGGGUUAAAAUUUGUUGAAAAUAUAGUAGAUAGUGAUGAUGGUAUAUCAGCUAGUGAUUUUGACUUUGCUGUUUCCAAUUUUGUUGAUAAUUUAUAUGGAUACCCUGAAGGCAAAGAUGUUUUGAGAGAAACCAUUAAAUUCAUGUAUACUGACUGGGCUGAUCGUCAUAACCCUGAAACCAGAAGGAAGACAUUAUUGGCUUUGUUUACGGACCAUCAGUGGGUGGCACCAGCUGUAGCUACAGCAGAUCUUCAUUCAAACUUUGGUUCACCUACAUACUUCUAUGCCUUUUACCAUCAUUGCCAAACAGAUCAGGUUCCAGCUUGGGCUGAUGCAGCCCAUGGAGACGAGGUUCCCUAUGUAUUGGGAAUCCCAAUGAUUGGCCCUACAGAGUUGUUUCCUUGCAAUUUCUCCAAAAAUGAUGUGAUGCUGAGUGCAGUUGUAAUGACAUACUGGACAAAUUUUGCUAAAACUGGUGACCCAAAUCAGCCAGUCCCUCAAGACACAAAAUUCAUCCACACCAAACCCAACCGCUUUGAAGAAGUAGCAUGGACCAGAUAUUCCCAGAAAGACCAACUUUAUCUCCAUAUUGGAUUAAAACCAAGAGUUAAAGAACAUUACAGAGCCAAUAAGGUGAACCUCUGGUUGGAGCUGGUACCUCAUCUGCAUAAUCUCAAUGACAUUUCUCAGUAUACCUCGACAACAACUAAAGUGCCAUCAACUGACAUCACUUUCAGACCUACGAGAAAAAAUUCUGUACCUGUCACAUCAGCCUUUCCCACUGCCAAGCAAGAUGAUCCCAAACAACAACCGAGUCCAUUUUCAGUGGAUCAAAGGGACUACUCAACAGAGCUGAGUGUCACUAUUGCAGUUGGGGCAUCACUGCUGUUUCUGAACAUUUUGGCCUUCGCAGCCCUGUAUUACAAAAAGGAUAAGAGGAGACACGAUGUUCACAGGAGAUGCAGCCCUCAGCGCACUACUACCAAUGAUCUGACCCAUGCACAAGAAGAGGAAAUCAUGUCCCUCCAAAUGAAGCACACUGAUUUGGAUCAUGAAUGUGAGUCCAUCCAUCCACAUGAGGUGGUUCUUCGGACCGCCUGCCCCCCAGAUUACACACUAGCUAUGAGGAGGUCACCUGAUGAUGUUCCCUUAAUGACACCCAACACCAUUACAAUGAUUCCCAACACUAUCCCAGGGAUUCAGCCCUUACACACAUUCAAUACAUUUACUGGAGGACAGAACAAUACUCUGCCCCAUCCCCAUCCCCACCCCCAUUCACAUUCAACAACCAGGGUAUAGCCAGAUAAGAGAAACAAACUAUUUUUUUGAUGGAUUGUGGUAACAUUACUGAAGAUUCCUUGGCUUUCAACCUACAAGACUCUUACUAUUUAAAUGAGGAAUAUUAUGUGAAUAUACAUAUCAAGAACUUUGGGGGUUUUGAAAAAAUGAGUUGUAUAUAUAAACGAAUCAACUUUAAGAACAAAUUUCAAUUGCUUCGAGCAAUUGUUCUGAAUGAUACUUUUUCAUUCACAUCCACGAAUUAAUUUUUUGAAGAUUUAAGUUACAUAAUGGAAUUAGGCAUGUGGAACACCAAACAGGAAAGAACUAUGUCUAAAUAUAAAAAAUAAAAAUAAAAAAACUAUGAAUAUGCACAAGGGACACACCAAUGGAAUGUCAGAUAAUUUUCACCAGUUUUUAUUUGGAGCCGUUUAUUGUGUAGACCAUAUUUACAUAUUUGGAUAAGUACACAAAGCACCAAUGCUGUUAAUGGCCUUAGCAGAGGCUCAUGCUGAAAUUUGCCAGUAAAACAAAGAAGUUUAAAGACUGGCAGGUACAACAUUAUCACAUAAGUGCUGUCAGUAUAAAGUUGUGGGGAUAAAGGAAACUGGAUAUUUUUAGCACGAUGUGCAUGAUAAUUUAUAUGCUUGGUGGCUGUGCUGCUGAUUAAGCCGUAAUUAAAAACCUUCUCAUCCCAUUGGAGUUUUUAAUAGAAGCUUCCUCCAUCAAUUGGCAGAACCCAAAGAAGAUUUUAAGGGGCAAAAGUAAUUACAAUAAAAUAAUUCAGUAGUUUCAAUAUAGAAAGAAUUAGUUUUUAAAGGUAUUUGAAGAAAGUAUAGGUAUAGUGGUGAAUACUCGCUGAUACGAAUCCCAGAAAAAAAUUUCCUGUGUUUUUAAUGUUCUUUUCAUUCCCAUCUAAAUAAUUUAUGGAAAUAUAACCCUAAUUGGACAUGUGUUACAGUAUCUAUAAUUUGCUGUGGUUUUUGUUUCUCUGUAUUUCGUUCCUUUGGGUAAGGUGAAGUGUCUCCAAAGAGUUACUUGCAACAGUCUUUUUAUGAUAUAAGGAUGCCCCAAUAUUACCACUCUGAUUACAGUUCUCAGUUAAUUGAUUUACUCAUGUUGCAUGACAAAAUGUUUACUAAUAAUAAUUGAGUAUAAAGUUAUGUCCCUCUUCACAUCACUUAUCUUUCUCACUGAGGUUCAUUCACUGGAUUUACUCAUGCAAUCUCAGCAGAGUACAACAUAGAUACAAAACCUAGGAGAGCCAACAUCUGGAGGAUUUCAGUUUUACACGUAUGUGUGAUUUUAAAUAAAUAUUCUAAGACCACAGGAAACUCUUCAUCCCCCUGUUGUUUACCAGUAACAGUAUAUCGCAGACCUUUCCAAAUGUUUGUAUAUGUAAUCAGAUGUACAUUUAUAUUAAAAAAAUGAGAUGGACUUAAAGAGCACAUCCUGAUAAAUACUUUCUCUCUUACCUGUACUAUAUUUCUAUUAGACUAAAGUUAUGUGAUUUUUUUUUACAUUUUUUCAGAUGACUAGCAAUUUUGAUAGUUUAUAAGAUAAUGCAAAGAACUUUCUCUGACAAACUAACUGCAGUAACAGAAACCUUUCUUUUCAGUUACUCUUUUUCAAGAAUGAAAGCUUAUUAUACAAAAAACAAUUGUAUACUACUUGAUGGAAACAACUUUGUACAUCUUGGCCAUGUCACUGGUCAUUGCGUGAAAUAAAGAUAAUCUGGAUAAUGGCUAUUAGUCCAAUGCUAAGAAACAUGAUCUUUGCUCAUUAAAGAGCUAAAAUGUUUAUUGCUGUUUUGUCUUUUUUUAAGAAAAAAGAAAGAAAGAAAGAGAAAUACGACUGUCUCAAAAAGUCAUUUUUCUAGAUUAGACCAGUCGGGUUUUUGAAGACAUAUAGGUAACUUCUACAGAAACCACAACUGUAUAUUUAAAGGCAAGUCUCAUCUAAAAUGAAAUUCAUGAAACUUUAAAAUUAUGAAUUUAUAAGCUCCAGAAACAUGAA
Microcebus murinus (gray mouse lemur) is the source of this 7537-nucleotide messenger RNA. Lineage: Eukaryota; Metazoa; Chordata; Mammalia; Primates; Cheirogaleidae. The record is from RefSeq and is a predicted model, not a curated record.